AUGAUAAGGAGACAGAUUCAAAAGGAAUAUUAUUUAAAGAUGGUGGAAUCUAGUAAUGUGAGGCUAACUAAAAGAGAAGUAUUCGGUACAGAUAGUGUUGCUCAAGGUGGCAGCAGUAGGACUGAGGAUAUCGAAGAAUUCGGAUUAUGUCUCUCCGUAGCAAACAUUGAUGCAAUAGGCGUGAGGGUGAAAGAUGGUGUGUCCUGUAGCAUAAGAUCAUAUCCGAAUGCUCAUGUGGAGGAUGCCAAUACGGUGUAG
Molecule: messenger RNA, 258 nt
Organism: Debaryomyces tyrocola
Lineage: Eukaryota; Fungi; Ascomycota; Pichiomycetes; Serinales; Debaryomycetaceae
Source: the annotation of a GenBank genome assembly